AUGGUGAAAGUAACGAAAGCGACUUCGAAUCCCGACCAUUACUCCUCCAUCACGUCGUACAUCAACGAACCUUUGGAAAAGAUAACGCCACCGGAACGACCGAGAACGAGCAAAGAUGAGAUGUAUAAAGUUCCCGGGUUUAAGAGUAAAGAUGGAUCAGUGAGUACGGGAGGCGUGGCAUCUAUUCACGUGAAACAGAACGUCGCGCAAGCGUUGGCGACGUUGAGACACACGUUCACGGUGUGCGACGCGACUGCUCCGGAUUGCCCAAUCGUGUACGCCUCGGAUUCGUUUUUGCAAAUGACUGGAUAUCCGUCCGAGGAAAUCAUCCAUCAUAACUGCAGGUUUUUACAAGGGAAAGAUACGGACCCAGAGAGCGUGAAAAAGUUAAGAGACGCGGUGAAAGCUGGGGAGAGAGUGUCGGUGAGGUUGUUGAACUAUCGCAAAGACGGGACGCCGUUUUGGAACUAUCUGACAAUCGCGCCGGUAAAGUUGGCGGACGGGACGGUGGUGAAGUACAUCGGGGUGCAAGUAGACGUGACGGAUAAGACGGAAGGGAACGUGGCACCGUCGGUUUUGAAAGACAACGAUGGGUUUCCUUUACUCGUGAGAUACGAUGCGCGUUUAGCCGCGCAGAAUUUGGGCGCGUUUACCGAGGUGGAAGAAGCGGUGUUGAGCGCGACUGGUUUAAAGAGUUCAAAGUCGUUCGAUGACGAUCAGCAAGCUUUAACAAGUCGUAGUGGGAUGGAUAUGGCGUCUACUUUAGAGCGGAUUCAAGAAUCAUUCGUUAUUACCGAUCCGAGUUUGCCGGAUCACCCGAUCGUGUUCGCCUCGGACGGUUUCUUAUCGUUUACGGGAUACACCAGAGAGGAAAUUUUAGGACGAAACUGUCGGUUUUUACAAGGAAAAGAUACCGAUCAAAACAGCGUGAAAGCUAUAAGAGACGCGAUCGAUGCCGGGAGUGAAGUGACGGUCAGGUUACUAAAUUACACGAAAAAUGGUCGUCCAUUUUGGAACAUGUUUACGUUAGCGCCGGUGAGAGACGACGAAGGCAAAGUGAGAUUCUUCGCCGGAGUACAAGUCGACGUCACCGUGUACGAUGACGACGGGACGGAAAGAACGGUGGCGUCUUUUGAUAAAACAGAAACCGCAGAGAGAGAGCAAGAGGAAUAUUCCAAGAAAGCCGCCUCGAAUAUUGCCACGGCGACGAACAACGACGCCGCAGAUAAAUUACCGUGGGAAGGUUUACUCGGCAGUUUGAACGGUCCGAAACCACACCGGAUGGGCGAAUGCGAAAGAGAGUGGAAAGCGUUGAUUGCCGUUGUAAACUCGGCUGCAUCAGCUGGAAGAGCAAAGGCGAACGCAUCCGCAGCGGAAACAGGAAGACAACUCACGUUGGCAGAUUUUAAGCCCGUGCAACGAAUCGGCCAAGGCGACGUCGGAUCGGUCCAUCUCGUCACGCUCAAAAAAGGAAACGAUACUACUCAACAAGAAACAAAUAGCAAAACGAAAGAAAAUACAUCAACAAAAACAAUAACGAACGAAUUAAGCAUCGACGGUGAGGAGAAACCGCUAAAAUUUGCCAUGAAGGUGCUAACGAAGCAAGAGAUGAUUGAACGAAACAAGUUGCACCGUCUACGAACCGAGUCGACAAUCUUACAAAUGUGCGACCAUCCUUACUUGGCAACUUUGUUCACCGCGUUUCAUUCCGAAACGCACGUGUACUUUUUGAUGGACUAUUGCGAAGGCGGCGAAUUGUACGAAUACGUCCAGUCGCAACCUGGGAGACGCUUGCCGGAGAAACACGCAAAGUUUUACAGCGCAGAAGUAUUGCUCGCGUUGCAAUAUUUGCACUUGUUAGGCUUCGUUUAUCGCGAUUUGAAACCAGAAAACGUUUUGUUACGAAGCAACGGGCACUGCGUUAUUACUGAUUUUGACUUGUCUUUUGUGGCGUCGAGUCGACCGCACAUGGUCAUGAAGGACGAAAUGCCGAAAUGGAGACCAAUUGAUCAAGCACUCGUCACCGAAAAGAAGAAACAGAGCAGUAGUAACCCCGACGGCGGUAAAAAUAGUUCCUCCCCGUCAUCCGCCGCUGAAACCGCUGCAGCUGCUGCUGCUAAAGAAACAAAGAAAAACAACAAUAAAAAAUCCGCUUCGCUCUCGAAACCGCCAAAGUUCAAAUCUGGAACGCAAAAUCCAGUCCUAAUUGCGGAACCGUUUGCGUUUACAAACUCUUUCGUCGGUACCGAGGAGUAUUUGAGUCCAGAAGUUCUCUCCGGCGCCGGACACUCUGCGCCGGUCGAUUGGUGGGAACUUGGAAUUUUCAUCUACGAAUUAGUCUACGGCACGACGCCUUUCAAAGCAAACAGACGCGAGCAAACGUUUGAAAACAUCAUGAAUAAACAACUCGCGUUUCCGGAGCGACCGGAAGUUUCGCAAAGCUUGAAAGACAUCGUGACUAAAUUACUGGAGAGAGACCCGACGAGACGAUUGGGAACGUUCGGCGGCGGGGAAACCAUCAAAUGUCACGACUUUUUCGGCGACAUAAACUGGGCUUUAAUCCGGUGGGAAACGCCACCGUACGUCCCCGCAGAUGCCGCAAUGGCGGCGGCUAAAGGAGACGAAGGUCAGGGAGAAGAGAAAGCUUCUUCUUCUUCAGCGAAAUAA
This is a messenger RNA of Bathycoccus prasinos, 2667 nucleotides long. RefSeq names its product phototropin. Gene Ontology annotation, molecular function: ATP binding; protein serine/threonine kinase activity. Gene Ontology annotation, cellular component: cytoplasm; nucleus; plasma membrane. The coding region runs from base 1 to 2667 and encodes 888 amino acids. Gene Ontology annotation, biological process: protein phosphorylation. Lineage: Eukaryota; Viridiplantae; Chlorophyta; Mamiellophyceae; Mamiellales; Bathycoccaceae. The transcript has a single exon. The record is from RefSeq and is a predicted model, not a curated record.